UUUACCUGCUUAAUUUGUUUGGAACUUUCUUACAUCCUUUAAUCCUUAUGCCAUCAUGGCCUUUAUUUUAUGUUAAUAUUCACGCUGACAUUCAUAAAGAUAUACAUGAAGCACAAAAGCGUUUUGAACACCAUCAGAAUGAUGAUCUCAAGUUUCUUUGUUAGCACCCAUCUUCCUUACAUAACCUUCAUUAUUUUCCUAGCUUUCUCCUUGGCAAAUGGUGAGGAUGCAAAGUAUGCAGCGUGCUCUAAUUUAUACUCGUGCGGACAGAUCCAAAACAUUGGGUAUCCGUUUUGGGGAGGGGAUAGCAGGCCUGGAUUCUGUGGCAUCCCAGACUUUAAGCUUAAUUGUCUUGCUGGGACAGAGUUCCCUACUAUGAAUAUAUAUAAUAAUGGAUACCUGGGAUUAAAUGUGCUUGGCAUCAAUACAUCUUUGCAUACCAUGUCUAUUUCCCGACUUAAGCUGUUGGAAACCUGUUAUUUGCAAGAUACAAGUAAAAUAACCAUGAUUUCCACAUUGAAGCCAGACAGCAAUUAUAGCUACAUAAGCUUAUUUUAUGGUUGCUCUGAUUGUGUCUCUGGAUUUCACUCAAAAUCUUUUACCUGCUCCAACUCUAAUAAUCAUACUAAUGAUUUGGCUUAUUACUUUGAAGACCCAUCAGAGAUCAGCAAAAUAGGAAAGUUGUGCUCGUGCAAGAACAAUGUUACUGUUCCGGUGGACAAGAGUCGGUUAGAUGAACUUAGAAGCGCAAACGCCUCACUUUGGAGAAUCCUAACAGAGUGGCCAGUUGAGAUGGAGUACAUGGUGAACUUCACAGCCUGUUCCAAGUGUGAGGAGUCUGGCGGAAGAUGUGGAUCAUCAGUUGAUGUCCCAUCUUUGGAUCAGUUUGUGUGUUAUUGUCAGGAUGGACCUCAUCCAUUUUUGUGCUCUCGAUCAGGUGAACAAAGAAAAUUAACAAUCCUUGGAUCAGGUGUGGCUGCUGUAGUAUUAGGGACAGUGAUGCUGAGUGCUCUGUUCAUAUGUGCAUAUAAAAGACGAGGAACCAAUAAAUUUCCAUUUCAAUGGAGUAGAAUGACAGGGGAUCAAAAUGUGGCAGCCUUUCUAAAAAGUUAUGGAUCCCUUGCCCCAAAAAGAUACACUUUUUCUGAAAUAAGGAAAAUGACUAACUCCUUCAAAGAUACACUUGGUGAAGGAGGAUAUGGUAUUGUUUACAAAGGCAGGCUACAUGAUGGUCGUUUUGUGGCAGUGAAGAAGUUGAAGAUUUUAGAGGGUGAUGGGAAAGAGUUCAUCACUGAGGUAUUAAGCAUCAGCAGAACUAACCACGUCAACAUCGUCACUCUUUUAGGCUUUUGUAUUGAAAGAUACAAACGAGCUCUUGUAUUUGAGUUCUUGCCUAAUGGAUCUCUUGACAAGUUUAUAUAUGGUAAAGAGAUUGGGAAAUCAUUGGAGCUGGAAACUAUGUUCAACAUUGCGGUUGGAAUUGCUAGGGGCCUUGAUUAUCUACAUAGAGGCUGUAAUACACAGAUAUUGCACUUUGACAUUAAGCCCCAUAAUAUUCUUCUUGAUGAAGAAUUUCGCCCGAAGAUUUCUGACUUUGGCCUUGCUAGAUUGUGUCCACCAAUGAAUAGUAUGAUAACAAUGUCGGAAGCAAAAGGGACAAUUGGGUACAUUGCUCCAGAAGUUUUUUGUAGAUAUUAUGGCAGCAUUUCCCAUAAAUCAGAUGUUUAUAGCUAUGGGAUGAUGCUCUUAGACCUAGUUUGCGGUAGAAAUACCAAAACACAUGACACUAGUGAAAUGUGUUUUCCUGAAUGGAUAUACAAUCGACUUGAGUCCAUGGAGGAAGUUGCAGUUAAUCAGAUGUUGAAUGACAAUAAAAAGGAGAUAGAGAAAAAAAUGAUUUUAGUGAGCUUAUGGUGCAUACAGACAUAUCCGGCAAACCGACCUCCUAUGAACAGAGUUGUAGAAAUGUUAGAAGGGUCAUCAGAGUUGUUACAAUUGCCUCCCAAACCAAAUCUGUCUUCUGCUACAGGAUCCAUGAUGGAUUCCUUGUCUAUAACUACCACGUGAGGUCAGGUAUGUCCAUGCUUUAAUACCAUGAGAGAUAUGUCAACUUGUCAAGUGUAUUUAUAUGGCAAUGGGACGUGAUUUUUGAACAUUCAGUUAUUGAAGUUAUUGUUGUAGGAGAUAUCAAAAUGAUAUAUGUUAUCAUGUGACUUUAAAUAUCAAUAAUAAUGAUUUCCAUUUUCAUUAGUGUCCACUUUGUUGUCAGUUUUUUUUUUUUUUUUUGUUUUAAUAAUCUUGUUAGCUGCUGUCCGCUUAUCAAAUAAUGAAAUUGCAUAUUGUGAAGCAUUUUUUUUUGUUUACUGUUGCGGGUAUAUCCAAUGUUAUGGGAGCUAAUAGGUUUGUGUUGUGGUAUUUCAGACUUUUAAGCUCACUUGUCAUUAUGAUCAGAAUCACCCUUUUAUGAACAUAUUUCAUAAUGGAUUUGUUGGAUCAAGCUUUUGUGGCAUGAAUCUAACUUCCCACACCAUGGUUAUUUCUCAAGAUUGUUUGUUUAUUAAUUGUUAUUUGCAAGAUAUGAGUAUGUCAACUUUGCUUUCCAAACCAAAGCCAAGCGGCGGUUACUAGGAAAUUUGUUUGUUUUAUGACUGCUAUAUUGCUUUUAUUACUUUGACUACAAUGUUACUGUAGUACUGUAUCAGUGGUUCAUCUUAUUACUUUGUUACUCAUCAGGAUAGGUAAUUCCUGCUCCAGCAAGAGCAAUGUCACAUUUACAGUGUUUAGCAGUGGAUAAGUGAGCUUAACCAUAAUUGCUGCUUAUGAGUAUCCAAAUGAGUGGCCAAUACAGAUGAAAAACAUAGAAACUGCUGAACUUUUCAGCCUGAGAGGAGUCUGGACUCUGGAGGCAGAUUGGGUUUUGGGGAUCAUCAGGGAGUCCUACACUAGGGUCGUAUGGUUUGACAAAAAAUUAAGCUCAUUAUAGUUAGUCUUAAGACUAGCAAGCUAAGUCCAGACAGACAACUCUAUUUCCUUUCCUCCUCUCCCAAUUUUUGUAGGAGCCCCUUCUGAAGCCUCCCAUGCUGCCUCCUCACUAUGUGUCAACCCCGUCUGAAAUCAUCCCCCACCCCAACCCCCUCCCCUCCCCAUUUCCAUCUUGGAAUCUACUGAGCCUCUUUUUCCUCUUAGUUUUCUCUUUAAAUGACUUCCUACUUUCAGGCAACACCCUGCCCAAGUCACUAGUUUGAUCAGCCAUCUGCAUCCCCACUGAUGCACCAAAAGUCCUUUGGAUAAAAGGUACAAUUUUUGGCACUCCUUUUGUCCCCAAAUAAAUGUCUCUUUUGCUUUCUAUAUGUUUAGAAAUAUAAAUAAAAAGGGAAGAUAAAGUAAAGGUGAAUAGUACAAUUAAAAAAUAGUGGGGUUUAGUUGAUUAGAAAUGAAUAUAAUAAAACCAGAUAAUAGGAUUUGGUUGAUUAAAAGGUGAAAAUUUAAAUCAGGAUAGUAGUGUUUAGUUAAUAAAAAUUAAGACCUAUUUAAAUACAAUUAUUAUUUUUUGAUUAAGUCAGAUUUUUAUGGGAGUAGCUAAAUUAAGUCGUUUUUUUUUUGUGUGUUUGUUUAUGAAUAUGUUUGAUUAUUUUGUGUUUUAAAAGUUAAAAUUGCAGGAAUGGGUUAUUAAAUACAAGACUUGAUUUAAAUCAUUGCAAAGAUAUACCCCACACACACACAUACAAGACUUGAUUUAUAUCAUUGCGCUUGUGCGUGUGCACACACACACAAGACUUGAUUUACAUCAUUGCAAAGAUGAUUUGAUUUAUAUCAUUGCGCACAGACAAUUUAUAUCAUUGCACACACACACGCACACAUACACACACAAGACUUGAUUUACAUCAUUGCAAAGAUGACUUGAUUUAUAUCAUUGCGCACAGACACACACAUAAUUAAAUGCUAUUGCAAAAAUAUACUUUACAAAAGGAAGAGAAAGAGAGAUUUGUAAUGCAAGAAGAUGAUACAGUGAAACUAAAACUCAAUUUUUGUCAUAAAUUCUCAUUCAUUCACAACUUCAGGCUACCCAUAUAUGUAAUCCAAGUCAACUUUGAUCAACUCAAAUCUUGAUGAUAAAUUGUACCCCUACACGGUUGGAAGAUUCUUAUGUGAACUUGAGUCUUAUUGCUUUUUAUGUCUUCAAUUCGCUUCAUGCGUGCCCUGAAUUUUCACAUAGAGCUAGGUGUAAUAACUAAUAAUGUGAAUAUAGAGUAUAUGAUAACCUGUUUUAAUUUAAUUUUCACAUCAAUCAUUGAUUCAUUGCAUAGAGUUUUGUAUGACAAAGUAGUUGUUGAUUACUUCAUAUUUUAAGUUUAAAAGUGUAGUGGUUAAGAAAUGUUUGUGAAUAGCAUAAACGUUUUAAAUGAUGCAACUUAAACAGAAAAAGGGAACUGUGCUGCCUGCAUUUCACAUUUUCAUACGCAUGACUAUAAUUGUCUUCACGAAUAUCCACCUGAACCACCUUAAAUGAGGCCAAAACGGCUAAACUUCAGUCGGUAUGUAUAAGUGCUUGUUGAAAGUUAAAUUUGACCACUCAUAUAUUGUCCUCUCUAAAUAUUUUUUUUACAAGAAAAAAAAAAAUACUUGUAUAUUUUUUUAACAAUGAUCUCUGGUUUCUUUGG
Molecule: messenger RNA, 4661 nt
Organism: Chenopodium quinoa (quinoa)
Lineage: Eukaryota; Viridiplantae; Streptophyta; Magnoliopsida; Caryophyllales; Amaranthaceae
Product: LEAF RUST 10 DISEASE-RESISTANCE LOCUS RECEPTOR-LIKE PROTEIN KINASE-like 2.1
Exons: 3
Coding region: 70-2067 (665 amino acids)
Biological process (GO): protein phosphorylation
Molecular function (GO): protein kinase activity; polysaccharide binding; ATP binding
Source: RefSeq, a predicted model, not a curated record